This is a messenger RNA of Lachnellula hyalina, 1782 nucleotides long. RefSeq lists its product as uncharacterized. The coding region runs from base 1 to 1782 and encodes 593 amino acids. Gene Ontology annotation, molecular function: transmembrane transporter activity. The record is from RefSeq and is a predicted model, not a curated record. The transcript has 2 exons. Gene Ontology annotation, biological process: transmembrane transport. Lineage: Eukaryota; Fungi; Ascomycota; Leotiomycetes; Helotiales; Lachnaceae.
AUGGCGUCGAGAAAAGGCCGGCUACCAGGGGGGAUGAACCGCCGAAAAUCCUCUACACUCCAUUACCAAACCUUUCCGACCCCUCCUCCCAAGUCGCGCGGACGCCCUCCGGCAUCCUCAUCAACCUCCUCACGUCAUGAUGGCUUUUCGAACCCUUCGCUCGGCGGAGACCCAGAACACGAUAACCAGAGUUCUCCUCUGCCGAAGAAGCAGCUUGCGGUACUGGCCGUAAUAGCUCUCGCAGAGCAAACGGCGCUCAAUUCGAUAUCGCCUUACCUCCCCGAAAUGACCUCAACCUUUCCUGAAGUCGAUGCGUCGAAGAUUGGGUUAUAUGUGGGCACCAUAGCGUCUUCGUUUGCAUUGGCUCAAUUUGCCACCAAUUUCUUCUGGGGCUGGCUGUCCGAUCGAAUUGGCAGAAAGCCCGUGGUUAUGCUCGGGACGGUAUUUACAGCCGCAUGCUUUGUCGCAUUUGGAUUCUGCAGGACGUUAUGGCAGGCGGUAUUGGUACAGGCUCUUAUGGGUCUGGGCAAUGGAAACCAAGGUGUAGUGAGCACAUGUUUAGGGGAGAUCACGGACCGAAGUAACCAAAGCAAAGCUUUCGUCUAUCUUCCGGUUAUUUAUGGCAUUGGAGGGAUCACUGGGCCUGCAAUAGGUGGAUUGUUGGUGACGCAGACACAUCCCUUCAACAGUGGGAAGAAAAAUCCAUUUCCUUACUUGUUACCAAAUCUCUUCUCGGCAGCAAUUUUGCUGAUAGACUUGGUUGUUACAGCUUUUUUCUUAGAAGAAAGUCUAGAAGAGGCAAAAGAUUUGCCUCCGCUGAAGCAACGAAUGUCACAUCUGUUCGUCUGGCUUUGGCAGUUCGCAGCAGGCGCACAGCCCACGUACAUUCGCCGCCAUUUCCACCGCGAUUCACGGCAUAGAGUAGAUGGUACUGAUGGGCAUGACGAUUCGGAUGGAGAUACUGGGAGCGAUACCCAAUCCUUGCUUUCAAUGCCCGACCUGUUUCCUCGCAACGACGGCCAUCUGGCAAAAAAGGAGAUCCUCAAUCGUAAUACCAUACUUCUACUGAGCACCUACCUCGUCUUCCAACUAUCCAAUAUAUCUUUUAAUUCUUUGUUUCCCAUAUUUGCUGCUUCCGACGCGCCGACAGGCCGAGAGCUUACCCCAGAGGAAAUUGGGUUAUCUCUUUCCUUCGCUGGAAUUGUCACGAUCGUCUUCCAGGUGGCGAUCUUCGGCAAGCUAAAGGAGAAAAUGGGAAACAAAGCUACCUAUAGAGCAGGACUGCUCCUCUUCUUUCUUUCAAUGAUGAUGAUGCCAUGGGUUGGAUAUCGCGAUUCGCGCGCUCCCUUUGGGUGGGGAAAGGGAGAGGUAUGGUUGUUCAUUGAGUUGGGGUUCGUUCUGCUGGUGAAAACUGUUGCUGCUGUUGGAGGAUUGACCAGUGCAUUAUUGCUUAUCACAAACUCCGCGCCCAAUCACUCUGUGCUUGGGACCUUGAAUGGUCUCGCGCAGACUCUUUCGGCUGCCGGACGGGCAGCGGGUCCGUUUCUUUCUGGAGGGCUAUUUUCCCUUGCCACGAAUGUUCGCCCGAAAGGGGAGGCGUUGGCAUGGGGUGUAUUUGGUGGGAUUGCUUUCCUGGGGUGGCUGGCAAGCUUCGGAAUCAGAGGUGGUGACUUGGAGAGCGGUGAGUGGGACGAGGACAGCGGAAGCCAAGACGAUGAAGAUGAAGAUGGCGAGGAUGAAGACGAAGAUGCUUAUGAUCAAGAAGCUGGUAUUGGCCGAUGA